CUCUAAAUGGAGUUUGGGGUUUCCCCUCUCGGUGUCGUUCAAGAGCCGGUGUCAGCUGCGAGGGGAAUGCCCUUACCCUCUCUGUCUCUGUCCUCAGAUUCCCUGUCUGUGCAGCGGUGCCUCGUGUUUGCUGUGCCAAUGUUGUCCCAACAGCAAGAAUUCAACAGUGACGCGUCUUAUCUAUGCCUUCCUCCUCCUCCUCAGUACUCUUCUUGCCUGCAUUAUGCUGGUACCAGGGAUGGAAGAGCAGCUGAAAAAGAUACCUGGAUUUUGUGAUGAGGGGCUUCAUACUCAGAUACCGCAUAUGGAUGGCUUUGUCAGCUGUGAUGUGUUUGUUGGAUACAGAGCUGUCUAUCGAAUCAGCUUUGCCAUGGCAGUGUUCUUCUUUCUGCUGUCUGUGCUCAUGAUAGAAGUGAAAACAAGUAACGAUCCAAGAGCCUCGGUACACAAUGGGUUCUGGUUCUUCAAAAUAGCUGCCAUUGUGGCUAUCAUGGUUGGAGCGUUUUACAUUCCUGAAGGGCCUUUCACAAGAGUUUGGUUUGCUAUUGGUAUUUGUGGAGCCUUCUGCUUCAUUCUUAUCCAGCUGGUGCUUCUUGUGGACUUUGCUCACUCCUGGAAUGAGAGCUGGGUUGAGAGAAUGGAGGAGGGAAAUUCUAAAUGUUGGUAUGCAGCUCUGCUGUCCUGUACAAGCUUGUUCUAUAUCUUGUCACUGGUUUUUGUUGUGCUCUUCUAUGUUUUCUACACGAAGCCUGAUGACUGCACUGAGAACAAGUUCUUCAUAAGCUUUAAUAUGAUCCUGUGCAUUGCUGUCUCCAUCGUUUCUAUACAUUCAAAAGUUCAGGAACAUCAGCCUCGCUCUGGCCUCCUCCAGUCCUCUGUUAUCACGCUCUACACCAUGUACCUCACUUGGUCAGCCAUGUCCAAUGAGCCUGAACGAAACUGUAACCCAAGUUUGCUGAACAUCAUAACCCAGAUCGCUACACCCACAGUUGUUCCGGCAAAUACCACUGUUGUACCUGCUACUCCAGCUCCGCCCAAGUCCCUGCAGUGGUGGGAUGCCCAGAGUAUUGUUGGAUUGGUUAUCUUUGUCCUUUGCCUCUUGUAUUCCAGCAUUCGCUCUUCAAGUAACAGCCAGGUGAACAAGCUGACACUGUCUGGGAGUGACAGUGCCAUUCUGGAGGACACUGUGGGAGCAGGCAGCGGGGCUGCAGAGGAAGGAGAAGUGCGCCGUGUCAUGGAUAAUGAGAAGGAUGGUGUUCAGUACAGCUACACCUUCUUUCACUUCAUGCUCUUCCUUGCCUCUCUUUACAUCAUGAUGACACUCACAAACUGGUACAGCCCUGAUGCGGAUUUUAAAACAAUGACAAGUAAGUGGCCAGCCGUGUGGGUGAAGAUAACCUCCAGCUGGGUUUGUCUCCUUCUCUAUCUUUGGACCCUAGUGGCUCCUCUUGUCCUUACUAAUAGGGACUUCAGUUAAAUUGCUGCACCUGUCUGAGCUUACAAAAGUGGGGAACUUUUUGCUGAAAGCCAAACUGUUCAUGUAUUGCUUUAGUUACACUGUGUUACUGUUUAUGUUAAUAGAAACAUUAAGGUGGAUAGAAAGUUAUGUAUUGCAUAAUGCUUGAUGCAGGAUGAAAGUUAUCAGUUAUCUUUUUCUAUUUUAACCUUCAGUCCUGGUUACCUUAUUGCUACGUUUUUAAAAUUCACUACAGCUGUGCUGUCAAAGCACAAAAGAAAAUCCCUGUUCUGUCCAAUAGCCGCAACCUUUAUAUUGAAUAGAAACAACAUUUAACUAAAUAAGUAAUAUAUUUUAAAGCACAAUUAUAUUCAGCAUAAUGCACUAGUAUGCUAAUGCCUCAUUUCCUGGAAAUGUAAGCCAUGCUGCUUGAUUUCUACAUUCCAUUGCAAAAGUUUAUUUAAAGCAAAAGUUUAUUUAAAUUAUACUUACCUUCCCGUGUUGUGGCAAAAAA
Messenger RNA from Egretta garzetta (little egret), 1970 nucleotides. RefSeq names its product serine incorporator 3 (gene SERINC3). Bases 224 to 1477 code for a protein of 417 amino acids. The transcript has 9 exons. NCBI's taxonomy places the organism in Eukaryota, Metazoa, Chordata, Aves, Pelecaniformes, Ardeidae. Gene Ontology annotation, cellular component: membrane. The record is from RefSeq and is a predicted model, not a curated record.